Pelobates fuscus (common spadefoot toad) is the source of this 1658-nucleotide messenger RNA. It is a transcript of the gene DYNC2I2, whose product is annotated as dynein 2 intermediate chain 2. The transcript has 10 exons. The record is from RefSeq and is a predicted model, not a curated record. Gene Ontology annotation, biological process: intraciliary transport. NCBI's taxonomy places the organism in Eukaryota, Metazoa, Chordata, Amphibia, Anura, Pelobatidae. The coding region runs from base 1 to 1506 and encodes 501 amino acids. Gene Ontology annotation, molecular function: dynein heavy chain binding; dynein light chain binding. Gene Ontology annotation, cellular component: ciliary plasm; cytoplasmic dynein complex.
AUGGGUACCUCUUCUGGGCAUCAAGAGAAAACACUGCUUCUGGAACCUUUUGGGAGAAGAAGCAUUUUGGAGAAAUCUUGCCAAACAAUCCCCAUUGCUACAAAGGAGGCUGCUCAUCAGGUGUCUGUUGUCAGUGAGGCCUGCACACAGACUGAAGGGAGUGAUAACCAAAGAGUUCUGGAUGUUGAUCUCGGACCCCUCUUAGACUAUCCAGACCUGGGAGAAUUUCUGCAACGUGUAGAAGGAAUUAUGAUAAAGGAGUUAAAGAAGAACUGGAGAAGUCAUGCUUUUGAUGGUUAUGAAGUCAACUGGGAGGAUCAGAAUCAACUGGUGUCCUGCUUGCACACUCUGCAAUAUCCUAUAGCUGUGGAACGACAGCUCCAAGUCACCUCGGUCACUUGGAACUGCACAGGGUCGGUUAUUGCUUGUUCAUAUGGCAGGUUAGGUGAUGGAGACUGGAGUACAGAGAAGGCGUAUGUCUGCACGUGGAAUCUGGACCGCAGAGGCUUAAAACCAAAUAACCCUGAUGUCAUAUUGGAAGUGCCCAGCUCUGUUAUGUGCUUGGCCUUCCAUCCUUCACAACCAUCCCUCAUUGCUGGUGGCCUUUUUAAUGGUGAAGUUCUGCUUUGGGACACAAGUCGCACAGAUGAUCACUUGAUAGGAAGGACAGGACUCACAGCAGAUACGCAUACAGACGCAGUAUAUCAGGUUGUUUGGAUAAAAGAUAAGCCGCAGGGUAACAAGCUUCAGAUCAUGAGCAUCUCAUCAGAUGGGAAGAUCCUCGUGUGGCAGAUGGAGAAGGAGGGGCGAAUUGUUUUAUUGGAUGGAUUUGCUCUGGUAGCCCAGCAGAUACCCAACAACAUCAAGAUAAACAAGCACGGCCGUGGUGACAGUGCUGUUGGAGUGACCUGUCUCUCCUUCUCGCACUUUGACCAAAGCCUGUUCAUCGUGGGUGUUGAAGGUGGCUACUUGCUUAAAUGUUUUUCUGGAACACAGACUGCAGCUCUAGCCAGCACAUCAUCUUCGGUUCCUUUAAAAGCUCCAGCCCAAUUCACCUUUUGCCCUCAAGGUGGACCUGUACACUGUUUGGACUGCUCACCUUUCCAUAGAAACCUUUUUGUAAGUGCCGGAACGGACGGCCAUGCCCAUCUCUACUCUAUGCUUCAAGCCAAACCUUUGAUGUCACUCCAUCUCUCUGAUAAGUAUCUAUUUAGCAUUCGAUGGUCACCAGUGCGCCCUUUGGUUUUUGCUGCAGCCUCCGGUGAAGGGGAACUAUUGUUAUUUGACCUCGCAAAAAGCUCCCAGAAGCCUUCACUGUGCAUAAAGCAGACAGAUAAUGGAAGACCCAUUUACUGCCUUGAGUUCAAUCGUUCACAGAAAAAGCUGCUGGCAGCUGGCGACGCAAAUGGCUUCAUAAAGAUAUGGCAGUUAAGCUCUGAUUUUACAGAACAAGGAGCCAGAGAGCUGGUAAUACUUGAUGGCAUAUCCAGCGAGAUCACAGACUAACUGCUGGGAUAAAAGACUAUUGCUGCUUAUCUUGUUCAUAUCUCUUAUUAAUUAUCAGACUCGAAGGGGGAAAUAAACUAGUAAAAUAAAGUUGUUUUUUUAAAUUUAAUUAGUUCAUGAAUGCUAUUGCCCUAUGGAUAUUAGUGUGUGUG